Fusarium pseudograminearum CS3096 is the source of this 279-nucleotide messenger RNA. RefSeq lists its product as uncharacterized. The transcript has a single exon. The record is from RefSeq and is a predicted model, not a curated record. NCBI's taxonomy places the organism in Eukaryota, Fungi, Ascomycota, Sordariomycetes, Hypocreales, Nectriaceae. The coding region runs from base 1 to 279 and encodes 92 amino acids.
AUGGGCGCCAAUCUUUCCUCCACAUUCGUUCCGGAUCUCUCGGGCGUCGUCCUCAGCCCUCAAGACAAAGACUCAGACAUUCACCUCGCCGUCUUCUGGGGCGCAACUCUCUACAUCUGCGCCAUGAUCUUUAGCACAUGCGCACUCAUCGACCGCUGGAAGGGCCCUUACGACCGCAUCCGGACGACGGGAGGUUCAGUGCUCGGAGCGCUGUUACUAUCCACGGCUUGGCCUGUCGUCAUGGCCUACCUCACCUUUAAUCCCGCGCUUGCCGAUUGA